Messenger RNA from Columba livia (rock pigeon), 3448 nucleotides. It is a transcript of the gene TDG, whose product is annotated as thymine DNA glycosylase. The record is from RefSeq and is a predicted model, not a curated record. Gene Ontology annotation, biological process: base-excision repair, AP site formation. Gene Ontology annotation, molecular function: uracil DNA N-glycosylase activity; pyrimidine-specific mismatch base pair DNA N-glycosylase activity. Gene Ontology annotation, cellular component: nucleus. NCBI's taxonomy places the organism in Eukaryota, Metazoa, Chordata, Aves, Columbiformes, Columbidae. The coding region runs from base 283 to 1428 and encodes 381 amino acids. The transcript is spliced from 11 exons.
GUGGGGCGGCCCUGUGAGGGGACGGGGAAGGGCUGGCGGAGGCGUUGGGCUGUGGGGGGCGAUGCCGCGUUUGUGUAUCGCCGGGGAGCACGGCCGGGGUCUGCGGGCUUUGCUGUGGGCGAAGCGCGGUUGACGUGCGGCGGGGACCGACAGGAGGGACGGCAGGUAUUUGGUUCAAAAUCAGUGGCCUGAGACUAUGGACUAUUAUGGCAUAAGUCUGAUUUACAAUACUACGCAUAUCUUCAGCAAGCUCAAGCUUUUUACACGUUUCCAUUCCAUCAAAUGAUGACUGCCGUGCCUAACGUGGAAGUCAUGGCUGAGCAGCCGACUCUAGAGGGCAUUCCAGAGCCAAACCUUGCUCAGGAGCCUCCUAAAGAAGUUAAAAAAGGAGGAAGGAAAAGAAAAGCCAAAGCAACUGAGCCAAAGCAACCCAAAAAGCCUGCUGCUAAAAAAGAAAAAACAGCCAAGUCAAAAGGCAAACAAGAAAAGAUCACAGAUACUUUUAAAGUCAAGAGAAAAGUGGACCGUUUUAACGGUGUAUCUGAAGCGGAACUUCUGACCAAGACUUUGCCUGAUAUUUUGACCUUUGAUCUGGACAUUGUAAUAAUUGGCAUAAACCCCGGCUUGAUGGCAGCUUACAAAGGACAUCAUUACCCUGGACCUGGAAACCAUUUUUGGAAGUGUCUAUUCAUGUCCGGUCUAAGUAACGAACAGCUGAACCAUAUGGAUGACCACACCUUGCCACAUAAAUAUGGGAUUGGAUUUACAAACAUGGUUGAAAGGACAACACCUGGAAGCAAAGACCUCUCCAGCAAAGAGUUUCGGGAAGGAGGGCGAAUUCUGAUGCAGAAGUUACAAAAGUAUAAACCUCGUAUAGCAGCUUUCAAUGGAAAAUGUAUUUAUGAAAUUUUUAGUAAAGAAGUUUUUGGAAUAAAAGUUAAGAACCUGGAAUUUGGACUGCAGCCACACAAGGUGCCAGAUACAGAAACUCUCUGCUACGUUAUGCCAUCAUCCAGUGCAAGAUGUGCUCAGUUUCCUCGCGCGCAAGAUAAAGUUCAUUAUUACAUAAAGCUGAAAGACUUAAGGGAUCAGCUGAAAGGCAUCGCACCAAACACAGAGGUGCAGGAGGUGCAGUACACGUUUGACUUGCAACUUGCACAAGAGGAUGCUAAAAAGAUGGCUGUCAAAGAAGAAAAAUAUGAUCCAGGUUACGAAGCAGCGUAUGGAGGAGCUUACUGUGACCGUGCACCGUAUGAAAGCGAACAGUGCCAUUUCUCUUCAAAUGGAACUGCAGCGGAUCCACAGUACUGUGAAGGGUCGUCCUUUGGUGAAGUUCCUAAUGGACAAUGGAUGACCCAGUCCUUUGCAGACCAGAUUCCAGAGUUCAGUGCUGGUUUGACACGGGAAGAAGAGGGAAGCAGCGCCUAAGAGCCGUUUCUUCUCGGCCAUCCAUACAUGCUGCAGUUUUAAUGCAGUGAUCAAGAUUGGUACCUCGGUUCUCCAACUGAAGCAUAUUAAUAGUAUUUUAUCUCCACUAGGUAUUUUAUUAUAGUCCGAAAUAAGUGUGUGGUAGGCUCAAAUCAAUGAACUAGAGAAUUUUAAGAAACUGUCCAGACUUUUUAAAAAAAAGUUAGCCCUUUUUUGUAUAUGAGUUUUAUAUGUAAUGUAUACCACUUCUUGUCUUUUUUGACAAAUUGUUUUCUCAUUUGUGAAGAUUUCUUUGGGGCGUUAAUUUUAUUCCAUAGAUCGUAAUGUAGUAGUAGCAGCAGCAGUAUAUACUUUUUACUGAUGCCUCAAAAUUUGGAUAAUCUCAUAAUCCUUUUCUAUCCAAAGGGGAAAAUGAGAAGUGCACCCUUAUCUUACAUGAAGUGGUGAUUUUAAUCAUGCACAGUUAAGCAAAUGGUGCUUUUUAAGUCUGCCUUUUACCUUACAAAGUGCAGAAAGUUGUGUUCUGCAGCUGUGAGUAACGAAUAUUUUCUGGGUGGGAUGAGAGAGCUCUGUCUGUAGUGAUUGGACCCUAUCUGGGAUUAAGGGAGUGGAGACAUCGUCUCAAGUCACAGCACUGGGGGGGAAAAUUUGUGUUGCAUGGGACAGGCCCUAAAUAUGCUAGCAGAGCUGUUUUAGGGUAAGGUGUCCCUGCCACUCCAUCUCUUUCCCCCUUAAAUUCCAAUGUAAGGAACUGGAAUUCCUUAUAAACAAAGGGUGGUUCUUGAAUUCUGUGGCAUUUAAACUCUCAGUUAUUUCUGUGUGAUUAGCCUCUUCACCUGGCCUUUGACCAGGAGACAAGCCCUUUGAAAAUAUUACAUUGCAGGGAACAGAAGGGCCUUCUCUGUAAAAAUCACGUACAGCUACAUUGUUUACAUCAGGUGCAGUUAGAACAGGGUGAAGGAGGUUUGUGGUUUAGCAGUUGUUAACAUUCAGUUCUCUUCAAUCUCUAAGACCUUGGAGGGUGUUCUUGUUCCUCUUACAAGGAAAAAUCACUAAGUUAAACAUAAGGGGGCAGCAGUUCCGUGACUAAGAAGUCAGCUGUAGAAAGUACCGCUCUUUUCUGAGGAGCUUGCUUAAAUGAGACACACUUUUGGUCACGAUUAGUGAAUGAGAAAGAACUGAGAUUCCAUGCUUGUGCCUGACCAUCUUCUUUCCCUCUUCUAUCAGGAGGGAAGAGAUGAAGUAAAAGCAAUAAGCUGAUCAAAGCAUGAACGUUUCGGUGAUCUUAUGACAGUAGGUGCUUCACAUACUUGAAAAAUAGAUACAAAUGGUAUCUCUGCAAUGCACGCUGGCCAGAGAUUCCCGUACUGGUGUGUUUUAUCCUUUCCUCACAGCCAGUGACAGUUGUUAAGCAUUGAGCGUAGCCAGUUAGUGUAGAUUCUAACCCUGCUGUCACAGCUGUCACUGAGAUCACGUGCAGUCGACCUGGUGUGAGGCAGGCAUGAUGUUUACAGCUUUCUUCCCAAAUUAUGUGGCUUAAUUCUGAGCGUCUUAAAUCAAGAAAGCGUGCGUUACGAUUCCGAUUGUGCUUAUUAGUGUCCAAAAGGUGUAGGAUUUGUCUUGUCUAUUAUUUAAAGUGUACUGUAUCGUGUAUUGCUGUUUACAUGGAUGUUUUCCUGCAGGUGCUCAAAGUAUCUUGCAUCAGGGAUUUGUUACAAUUCCUUUUUAUUUUUCAGCACAACUCGAAGUAUGUAAUUAGCACUGCUGAGUAUGUAGCACAGUAGGAUAUAACUACUGUAAGACUAUCCCGUUUGAUUGGAAGGGAAAGGUCUUCUUGAAUGGAGUCACCUACUAGGUUCUCUAGGUAUCAAAUACAGCAAAGUGUGCAGUGACUCUUUCACUAAAUAUUGCAAUUCUGUGUGUUCUCCCUCAGAACUGGUGCUUUUUUCAUUAUGGUAAUACAAAAGUUCUGAAUCUGUCCUAAAUCUAUCCAUGUUUCACAAUAAAAUCAGGAAUUGUA